Molecule: messenger RNA, 549 nt
Organism: Perkinsus marinus ATCC 50983
Lineage: Eukaryota; Perkinsozoa; Perkinsida; Perkinsidae
Exons: 1
Coding region: 1-549 (182 amino acids)
Source: RefSeq, a predicted model, not a curated record
AUGGAAAUCAGCAGUGGCUUUGGUGGCCCAAUACUCAAACUUACAGAGGGCGUCCAGAAGAUCGCCCGAUCGGUGCGCGGUGAUAGCCCUCAUUGGAAUGGCCAAGCGGCUAAGGACUUGGCCUCAAUUUUGAAAUGGGACUCGGAUUCUAUCCGAGACUUCGAUUACGAGGCAGGGCCUCUCAUGAGAGUAGCAUCGGCGACGCUGGUCUCCAGUGGCUGUGAGACAGGAAGGACUGACGACGAUUCUGAUCUCAUCAAACGUCUCGCUUUAGACAGGGUUAUAUGCGAGGCUUUCCCGUGUCAUGUCCGGCUUCUGAGGUUGUCCAUCAUCACUGCCUGUAAUUCAGCUACAGCAGAGCGGUGCUCCAGCACGGCCAAGCGGCUGACGGGGCCCGCUAGGCAGCGAACGAGUUCACGACACCUCACUGCCUUGGCAAUGAUAAGACACGAGGGUCCAUCACUGGAUUGCGUGGACGAUGUGACCGCAUUGGUUAAAGAUGUGGCGAAGACCUUUUUGUCCAAGCCGAAUAGAAGAGUCGCUGCAUAA